Molecule: messenger RNA, 2811 nt
Organism: Strongylocentrotus purpuratus (purple sea urchin)
Lineage: Eukaryota; Metazoa; Echinodermata; Echinoidea; Camarodonta; Strongylocentrotidae
Product: tetraspanin-4
Exons: 7
Coding region: 269-985 (238 amino acids)
Cellular component (GO): membrane
Source: RefSeq, a predicted model, not a curated record
UGUCCCUGUUCGCUUGGGUUUGGGUGUUGUUUGUGCGUAGACCUUUCAAAAACCUCACAACCCAGGGAUCCGUUAGCGUCGUAGGAGCACCGCCCAUUUUCUCUCUCUCUCUCCAUUUCGCCAGUCCUCUGAAAAAGGAAUAAUUUGGCUUUAAAUCUUUGCUUCCUUCGAGCAGGAUUCGUUAUUUGAGGAUAAGCAUUUGCUUUGAAAAGGUAGGAAACAAUUUGGAGUCUCGUCUUUCUUCAAGUUGACAGCAAACUAAAUCAGAAUGGCUUUAGAAGGCUGCGCCAAGAUCGUUAAGAUCCUCAUGUUCAUCUUCAACUUUAUCUUCUUUGUCGCUGGUAUUGUUGUGCUCGCGGUCGGCAUCUACGUCAAUGUCGUCGAUGGUGACUUUGCCCAGAUCCUCCCCAGCUUCUCCUACCUGAGCGCAGGCAACCUCCUGAUCGCAUGCGGAGUCAUCGUCCUCGUCGUCGGUUUCCUCGGAUGCUGUGGUGCCAUCAAGGAAAGCGCAUGCAUGCUCCUCAUUUUCUUCUUCCUGCUCCUCCUGAUCCUGAUCCUCGAGAUUGCUGCCGGUGCUCUCGCCUUCACCUACAGGAGCCAGGUCAAGGGAUUCGUCAUUAAGGACCUUACUGCUGGACUCUCACAAUACAACAAGUCCCAGUCUCUCACCAAGGCCUGGGAUGUCCUGCAGUCUGAGCUCAAAUGCUGCGGUGUGAACGGCUCUUCAGAUUGGACGACUACUCCCAACGUUACUUUGAAUGGUGCAAGGUUCCCUGACUCCUGUUGUGAUCCCGCUUUCGAGAAAGGUUGUGCAGCAACGGGAACGGCAUGGAUGGAGGGCUGCCAACCUAAGCUGACGAUGAAACUCGAGGAUAACAUCUACAUCGUUGGAGCCAUCGGAAUUGCAUUCGGUCUAAUUCAGAUCCUUGGUCUGGUGUUUUCUAUGUGCCUCUUCUGCUCCCUAAGGGAUGGAACCAAAGCAUAAGAUGGGAUACCAGUCUGUUUAGAUUUAAAGGGAUACAUCACAUUUUGCAUGAUUUGUAAUACAAAAUAAUACGUAAAACACAAAUAACCUAAGCGUACAAAGGGACAGAAGGGUUUUAUAUUGAAGUCUUGUUUGGUGUUUUUUUAACUUACUGGUUUACAAUAUUUUUGUGAGAUAUGGUAUUUAAGUUAUUAAAAUGAAGUAUUUUAUUUCUUUUUAACCUUGCCCAUAUUGAUAAUGAAAUAUGAGAUUUUAAAGUAAUGUUUAACCUUGUUGCUGUGAAUUUUAUUGACCGAAUGAAUGUCUUGUGCCAAGCAUGCUACUGCCAUGAGGAGAUCAUGUGAUCACCAUGGGGUGAACAUGUGUUCACCAUGUGAUGAACAUGUGAACACCAUGGUGUGAACAUGUGAUCACCAUGGAGUGUACAUGUGAUGAACAUGUGCUCUAUGUCUGAAAGUCAUGUCAAGAACAUGUCAGUAGCAUUCCAUCGUACACAUUCACCGUUGUAACAUUUCACCUUUGACAUGUGACUCUAAUUCACCUUUAGGAUGUAGUGAUUUUUUCAAAACUACUUUUUACUAAAAGUCAACUUAAUCAUGUUUUCCCUUCAUUUUAUUCUUAUAGGAAAUAUCUAUUUUCAUACCCUAUUUUCUUUUGUCUUCCCUUAGUUGGCCAAUUUCUGCACCCACAUUGUUCUUUUACCUCAUAUAUUUGCAGGGUAGGAAAAAAAAUGCAAUAUUAAAUGUAAGGAAAUAAAUGACUGAUUUUUUUUGUUCAACAACACCCUCCCUUUAUCCACAAACAAAAUUGUAAAUAUUCAGUUUCAAGAGAAGAAAAUGUCGCUUGGAGCUUCAAGUUGUAAAUAUUUACAGACACAGACGCGUCAAUUUUGGGGAAAAAAGUAAACUGCUAUGGUAUUUUUAGAUUUGUACUUAAUAAAAAUAAAAAGAUCUUUUUCACCGCUUUCGGUAGGUUAUACACAGAUUGCAAUUCUGGAAAUUCCAUUUCGUCUUUCUUCCCUGAACGGAUGCAAAUUUUUCUCAUUCUAUUUUCUAUUCACGAAGACUUGCAACGAAAUGAGGCUGAAAUCCUCGAUCUUUAUCUUGUCAGGGAAACACUAAACUUGCCUUUUGGUAGUUAUUUUUUAGACACGGGUUAUAGAAAUCGAAACUAAAAUCUUUCAACAUAUCGGAGCUGAAAAAGAUGGAUUUAUAAGAGGCUGUAUCUUUUGUAUAAAUGUAUUUUCUAUGUUGAUUUUAUUCAUGUGGUAAGGUAGAUUUUAGCUGUCUUCUCGUUGUGAAUGUGUAGUUGCCUAUGUGAUAGAAACGCCAUUAUAUAGUUCUAAUAACUUUUCUUGGAUCAAUGCGAUCCGUAGAAGAGAUAUUCGUUCAAGACUAGACUGAUUUGUUAGUAGUAAAUAGUUGAUUGCUUUUUCGUGCUAAUGAUGGUAAUAGAGGGAACUUGAAACGGUUCCCAAGCAAAUUGUUACUAGAGGUAUGAUAAUCAAGCUAUCAGUUCAUAUAUGUAUCAAAUUCCAAUUUGUGAAUUUCAUAGACAAAUCAGUCUUUCUCCUGAGGAAUUUGUCACAGAAUUUUUACACUUUUUCACAGUUUUUUUUCCACGAAUGUUUGAUACGGGAGCAUCGGUUUUCAUAAUUAUGUAUGUAGUGAUACAGGAUAGCAUACGAGUUAUGUCAUUAUGUAGAGCAUACUUUUGCAUGUACAUCUUGCUAGUUAUAAUAUGUAUUUUGUUAGGGAAGUAUGGUGUUUUAUGAAAUUUAUUUCUUCUUUCUGUAUUAAAAUUCAUCUUGUAGAGAAAAAAAAACA